This is a messenger RNA of Asterias rubens (European starfish), 2393 nucleotides long. RefSeq names its product phosphatidylinositol 4-kinase type 2-alpha-like. Lineage: Eukaryota; Metazoa; Echinodermata; Asteroidea; Forcipulatida; Asteriidae. Gene Ontology annotation, molecular function: 1-phosphatidylinositol 4-kinase activity. The coding region runs from base 114 to 1550 and encodes 478 amino acids. The transcript has 10 exons. Gene Ontology annotation, cellular component: endosome; plasma membrane; trans-Golgi network. The record is from RefSeq and is a predicted model, not a curated record. Gene Ontology annotation, biological process: endosome organization; phosphatidylinositol phosphate biosynthetic process; Golgi organization.
CCUCAAUCAUCAUCACGGGUCGAGAUUCUGCGGGUGGGCUUUCGUUUUCUGAUUGAGAGUGGUGAAUGGAAUCGGCAAUUUCGUCUGCAUAAAAAAGUGAUCAAUGCACCCUGAUGAGUACCAACACUGUGUCCAACGACAGACCUCAUGAGCUACGUCUUCUAUGUGAAGCCGGCCAUCAAGAUCCAUCCCAAGAGUCCGCAGCUUCACCAACGUCCCUAGGCCUGGCUUACCGGGCGGAGAACAGCCCCUCUGGUCUUCCGGAUGUGAUCUUUGCCCCUCAUCUUAACCUGGAGACCACUCAUUUAAACUCUCCGUCCCAGGAGAGGCAACCACUCCUCAGACCGUCUUCAGGAGGACCCCUGAGGAGUACGGAUCAAGAUGACUUCAAUGUCUUCAAUGAGGAUGCGGAAUAUACAGACUUUGUUAAGAGAGCAGAGGAUGCUAUCUUUCAGGGGAUUUACCCGGAAAGAAUAUCGCAGGGAUCGAGCGGAAGCUAUUUUGUCAGAGACAUGGAGAAGAAAACUAUUUCCGUAUUCAAACCAAAGAGUGAGGAGCCGUACGGACACCUCAACCCCAAAUGGAUCAAGUGGUUUCAGAAAACCUGUUUUCCCUGCUGUUUUGGGCGAAGUUGUUUGGUUCCAAACCAGGGCUACCUCUCAGAAGCAGGUGCAUACCUCGUUGACAAGAAGUUGAACUUGAAUAUUGUUCCUAAGACUAGAGUUGUACGCCUUGCUAGUGAGACAUUCAAUUAUUCACCCAUUGACAGAGCAAAGGCCAGGACCAAGAAGUUUACAUUAGAGAAAUUUGAAUCAAUCGGGAGAAGAUUUCACAGAAUUGGACUGCCUCCAAAGGUCGGUUCGUUUCAACUCUUUGUCAGUGGGUACAAAGAUGCAGAUUUCUGGCUGAGAAGGUUCGACACAGAAGCUUUGCCAGAGUCCACGUCCAACCAAUUCCAGAAGAACUUUGAGCAGCUUGUAGUGCUUGACUACAUCAUUAGGAACACAGAUCGAGGAAAUGACAACUGGCUGAUAAAAUAUGACAAAUCAGAGGUGGACGAAAGUGCAGAUCUUGAGGAGAGCUCUGAUUGGUCACUGGUCAAACCACCUGACGUCAAAAUAGCAGCCAUUGACAAUGGUCUGGCAUUCCCCUUUAAGCAUCCUGAUGAAUGGCGAACAUACCCGUACCACUGGGCCUGGUUGGGACAGGCCAAGAUUCCCUUCUCAGAUGAAAUCAAAGACGCAGUCUUGCCUAAACUCACAGACAUGAAUUUUGUGGAGGACCUUUGCCAGGAACUCCGUGAUCUCUUCUCAAUUGAUAAAGGAUUUGAUCGCCAGAUGUUUGAAAAACAGAUGUCAGUUAUGAGAGGGCAGAUCUUGAACUUGUGCCAAGCCAUGAGGGACAACAAGAGCCCAGUCCAGCUCGUCCAGAUGCCGGUGGUCACCGUGGAGAAGACGACCAAGGACGGUCAUCCAGGCCGAGUCCGUCAACACAGCGACUCCUUCACCCAGAGCUUUCAUCAUCGUCAUCCCUUUUUCUCGUGGUGUUGAUGACGACAUUGUCAAUGGUUAGAGAAUACCAUUAGGGGAUUCAGACCUAGAAGCGCACGCAGGCCACGGAGGCAUGGCCUCUGUUGCCCCUGGUCUUGGCCUUGGUGCCCUUCAAAUUAUUCACCACAUAGACCGUCUGACCUAGUCACACAGGCCUCGAUAACGAUAAAAAUGCACGCUCUCGAUGGUUUGAAUGAGCAUGGGCGUAUUCUGCUUGAGCAUUUCAACCAUUCGAGGGUGUGCAUUUUUAUUGUUGUCGUUUAUGUUCUCGUUAUCGGGGCAUGUGUGACUUGGCCUUAACUGUUGAAUGCUGCUCGAGCUAGCGAUCAAACUUAAUCACUAGCUAGACCAGCAUGCACCUCCACUCCUAACUCGCGCCUACUGAGUAUUUGAGAUAAGGUCUAUGGAAGAACUAUUGCAAAAUGAAAAUGGCCUUGCCCUCAUAAAGAUGAACUUCCAGGCCUGUGGGUUGGCCCAUGAUCUGUCUUUCAUUUAUAAUCGCAAAAGCGUCCUAAAUAUCUCACUUUAUAAUUCAAACCUACAUACUUGACUGAUCAUCUAAAAGCAUGGUUUUACAUGUAUAUGAUAAUAACACUACUGUGAUGAGUAAUAUGCCUGUGAUUUUUUUUUCACAGAGCUCAGGAAAGUACUGAGUAUAACAGACAUUGGUGUGUAUGAGUUAAACCAAAAUUAAUCCCCUUUAUCCCCGAUACAAAUUUAACAUCUACAUGUAUUAUUGUUGGGGUACCCGCUGACAAAACAUAGGAUUUUAACUGCCUCUAGCUACCGGGCAAUCUCAGUCGUCUAGUUGGUAAGACACUGCUCUAGAAUUGCAAGGGUCGU